Molecule: messenger RNA, 2973 nt
Organism: Aspergillus puulaauensis
Lineage: Eukaryota; Fungi; Ascomycota; Eurotiomycetes; Eurotiales; Aspergillaceae
Exons: 11
Coding region: 1-2973 (990 amino acids)
Molecular function (GO): ATP-dependent chromatin remodeler activity; ATP binding
Source: RefSeq, a predicted model, not a curated record
AUGUCUCUCAAGCGCCCUCUGAACGCGACAGGGGCAGAUGGGGACCGGGGUCAAAACGGGAAUCUAUGGUCGGAUGAUGACCCGCGUGUGCAUGCGCGGCGUUCGGGCCCUGAUAUGGGCACCAGGACAAGAAGUACGACAGCCUACAGCGGCACAGAGUUCUCUUACCAAGAUGAACUCAUAUCAUCAAAUGCCUUUGGUGGACCUGGACCGGAUAUCAUGUUUGAUGAUUCAUUCGACCUUUCCUCUACUGCGUUUUUCGAUUCCAGCCAGCAGCAGUUGUUCUUGGGGCCUCCAUCUGCACCUGGGAGCAAUGCGUUCAGCAAUACAUCGUAUACAUCAACCCCUGUGGGAUUCACUACAGACGGGGACGAAAACGCGGACAUUGAUAUGAGGGACGCAGAUAUGGCAGAUUCGAACAGCGAACUGAUUUGCUACGGGGUGAUAAUCAACGAAAGAGUCCGCCUCGUAGGAAAAGGCGCAACUCUGCAAGAAAAGAUCGUGAAGCUAAAAGAAAGCAGCAUCAAUAUCGAACCCGGACGGCCCCAGAGCUUCAGCAUCGAGCGGUCCACCGAGAACAGCCAGCUUUUUCUGAUCUUCCCGGACGGGACCCAGUUCGGGUAUCUGAGCAAGAAAAUGACCGAGGCGAUGGACGGUCUGCGGUUAGACCUUGAAGCGUUCGCACCGCUUAAUGAGAUCGGGGAUGCUGUACUGCGUGCUGCGAAGGCGGUUGAUGCGAAGUUUCGUGCGAAUAUCAACAUAUAUGGGCUGGAGGCUAGUAGGGAUCGCGUGGGGAGGGCACUCUCGUCGGGUGGGUUAUUUCUCCAGGCUCCUGAUGUUUGGAGGCGAGGUGUUCGAUAUGAUAAUCCGCAGAUGCUACGGAUGGAGGGGAUGGAAGAUAGUGAGGCUGAGGAAGUAGAAGAAGUAGAAGAAGAGGAGGAGGAGGAGGUGGAGGAAGUUACAGAGGAGGAAUCUGGAGAGACAGUCGAGGACCCGCCAGAGAUAAACCAGGAUUUCGAUGACACUAUGGCCAGGAUUUUCGGAUCAUUACAGCGCCAGAAUGACCUGCAUAGAGUCGAAGGAGGCGAAAACCUGAGUAGUAAGCUAUAUGAACAUCAGGAACAGGCCCUGGACUUCAUGAUACAACGCGAGACUGGGAAUAUCUCGGAGGACUACCGUCUGUGGAAGCCUGGAAUGGUACAUGGGGAGCAAAAGUUCUGUCAUGUCAUUGUUCCCAAUCUCCACCAGCCAGAGAUGCCAGACGAAAGUGGAGGGGGAAUUCUCGCCGAUGAGAUGGGAAUGGGAAAGUCCCUCACGAUGCUGGUUCUGAUAGGAAAGACCAUGAGAGACGCGCGUCAGUGGGUUGAGGAGGAGAAAGCCCUACCGGACGCUGCUCUCUCAGAGAGACCCUGUCGAGCAACUCUGGUUAUUGUUCCUUCGCGCGUGCUGAUUACCACCUGGACGAGAGAGAUUGAACGGCACUUAAACGGCUCUCUGGAUUACUUGCUAUACCAUGGCCGAGCACGCAGCGAAUCUGUAAACAAGAUCGAAGAGAAAGACAUCGUCAUCACCACAUAUAACACACUAGCCAAGGAACACAGCGCAAAACUUCUUGGACAGGGGAAAAGCCCGCUGCACGAAAUCAAAUGGCACAGAAUUGUGCUCGACGAAGCACACUGGAUCCGCCGUCGAGAAACAACCUUCCACAAAGCUGUCACCGAGCUCAGUGCAAAAUCACGAUGGUGUCUCUCAGGCACACCAAUCCAAAACAGCCUGGCUGAUCUGGCAUCCCUCUUGGUCUUCAUCCAAGUGCGGCCUUUCCAAACGCAGCGACACUUCCGCUACCAUAUAUCCCAACCAUUCGAAGACAAAGCACGAAAGCAAAUGGCAAUCCAGCGCCUAACAGACCUUCUCGAGGCUAUAUGCCUCCGAAGGACAAUAGAAAGGGCCAACCUGCCCAAACCACAAGAGGAGACGCGGACCGUCAUAUUCACACCCGAGGAGCGCGAACAGUACCGACUCACCAACGCAGACAUGGAGCGUUACUUUGCACAGCAGCCGAGCGAAUACAAGGAGCGCGCAUCUGCAUUCGGCAUGUUCCAGAUUUUCCUUCAGCUGCGUAGCUUCUGUAACCAUGGGACAUACCAGCCCCGGUUCUCCUGGGCAAAGCGUAAUUUCCUGGAUCAAGAGGCAGACGAUGUUCGCUCGUUGACGAGGACGAGCUGGGACCGCUGCUUGGGCUGUAGGCAGCCUUUGCCGAUUAUCACGCGGGAACAGCCCCAGUACGUCGAGAAGUGUGGGCAUGUCCUGUGCGAGGACUGCUGUAAAGGCAGCAACCGUGUGCGAGCCGACGGGAGAAAGCACUGUCCGCUAUGUGAAUCACUCCGGAACCCUCAUUGGAAUAACGCCCAUGACAGCGGUUUCCUACAUAAAGAGGGAUACUCAUCUAAGAUGCAAGCCCUUAUUGAAGACGUGCAGAAGGAUAUUGACACGACGCAAAGUAUAAUCUUCUCGUGCUGGACACGAACCCUGGACUUGAUAGGGAAACAUCUAAGGAGAGCAAGAGUCCCUUUUGCUCGCAUUGACGGCAAAACACCAUCAGGGUCACGCCAAAGUAUCCUUGACAGUUUUGACAGCACCAGGUCUGUGCGCGUAUUGAUCAUGACAACGGGAACCGGUGCUUUUGGGUUAAACCUCCAAUCAGUAAACCGAGUAUUCAUUGUCGAGCCCCAGUGGAACCCCAGCGUGGAAAGCCAGGCCGUUGCUCGGGCUAUCCGUCUAGGUCAACACCAGCAGGUCCGAGUUAUUCGGUAUCGGGUAGAGAAUAGCAUUGAGGAGCGCAUGUACACGCAACAGGCGAAUAAGCAGACCCUCAGUAAGAUGGAAUUCGGGCGAGAGCUGCUAGCAGGUCAGCAGGAGGGCUCCGAGGAUAUGCCUAUUAUAGACUGUCAGCAUGUUCCUAGUGCUGACUAG